Messenger RNA from Malus domestica (apple), 966 nucleotides. RefSeq names its product probable WRKY transcription factor 50. Gene Ontology annotation, molecular function: sequence-specific DNA binding; DNA-binding transcription factor activity. Gene Ontology annotation, biological process: regulation of DNA-templated transcription. Lineage: Eukaryota; Viridiplantae; Streptophyta; Magnoliopsida; Rosales; Rosaceae. The record is from RefSeq and is a predicted model, not a curated record.
ACUGUCUGUGGCAGUCCUACUUAGCAUCAGCUUUGAACCUUCGCUUCAUUGACAAGGAAGGUCACGAAGAAACCCUCCUCCUUUUGAGCGAUGGAGAUAUCAUAUAUUUAGAUCGUGAUCAACGUUCAGUCUGGCCAUACUUUACAGUAACUUCAUGUCUGGUGGCAACUUCAGGUCAGUAGAGUCACCUGAGACUAAUGACUUUUCCGGCGACUUGAAUUUUGAGUUUUCAGAGUACUUGAUGAUCCGCAAGUGGCUGGAUGAGGAUCCGAGUUUCGUAGGUUCGGAGUUUUCUGUCCAGAGUUCGGGUUUUCGAGCGAAUGAAGUUGGUGAGUCUGGUGCAAGGAGCAGCCAACCUGGAGGGUCUACUAUCAGAGGAGACAAUGGAAGCAGCCGGGAGAGGCAGGAAGCUAGAGAGAGAGUUGCAUUCAAAACAAAAUCAGAGGUUGAAAUAUUGGAUGAUGGGUUCAGGUGGAGGAAGUAUGGUAAAAAGAAGGUGAAAAGCAGCCCUAAUCCAAGAAAUUAUUACAAGUGUUCAGUUGGAGGGUGCCACGUGAAAAAAAGAGUUGAGAGAGAUAGGGAGGAUCCAAGGUUUGUAAUUACAACUUAUGAUGGAGUCCAUAACCAUCCAGGCCUCUAAUUUUUGAGCAUUUUUGGAGUUUGGGGUCCUCGCAAAGCGGGAAGCUUCGUUGGCUUGGAUCGCCCUUUUGCUGACCCCACAUAAUGGAACAAGGCUUGGUUGGUUGUUUGAGUUUACAGUUUGAAAGGAGAGUUUAUCUCGUGUGUUAACGCCUCAAUAAUGUGACCUGUAUUUCAACAACACUUUAAGCACUAGGAGUUUUUUUUAUUCCAAAUUUUUGUUCAUCUAUUGAUUUGAACAAAGACUGCUAUAUCUGUUAUGGAAAUUAUAUAUAAACUAAUGUAAUCGACUAUAAAUUUUCUAUGCAAAAUGUCUGUUCUUUGUCA